AAAUUAAAAAGUACAUUGAACAGGCUUCGGAAAGUGGUACUGUUCCAUCCCUUUCGGGAUUCGUCAAGCAAAAUAUUGAUCUAGUAGUUCGUUCUCCUCCGAAAGGGACUGAUUUUAAUAGUAUCGCCCUCGCCAGAGUGAUGAUGCAGGAAGCUCCAGUCAGGUAUCGCCCUCGCCAGAGUGAUGAUGCGGGAAGCUCCAUUCAGAUUAAACUUGACGCACCUGAUUGGAAUAGUAUUAUCGAAAUGCGAUAUGAGGAACGAAUUACAGUUAAAUGUCGUAAAAACACAUACCUUCUGUAUGAAAACGAAAACGAAAUUAUUGGAAACCAAUUAUCAAAAAACCAGGAAAAUCAUCUUGCAAGUCAUAAAUCUAAUUUACAGAAUGAAGACUUUGCGACGAUUAAUGAGAAAGAAAUAAAUGCCUCUCAGAAAGAACUAUCAUUAGAGAUUGUUGAUUAUGAUGGAUUGGUUAGCAAAAUCAUUGCUCCUGAUGAUGGCUAUCAAACCCUCCCUCAUCAAAUUACAAGCAAUAUAUAUAUUAACGAAAUAUCAAUUGACGAAAAUAUUUUAAGAAUAUCAGCUGAAAGUUUGGUGAAACUUGAUGAAUCUAAGCAAUUAUUAAGUUUAUCAUUUCAUAGAAACAAAAAAUGA
This is a messenger RNA of Cetraspora pellucida, 653 nucleotides long. The record is from the annotation of a GenBank genome assembly. NCBI's taxonomy places the organism in Eukaryota, Fungi, Glomeromycota, Glomeromycetes, Diversisporales, Gigasporaceae.